Molecule: messenger RNA, 1497 nt
Organism: Setaria italica (foxtail millet)
Lineage: Eukaryota; Viridiplantae; Streptophyta; Magnoliopsida; Poales; Poaceae
Product: gibberellin 20 oxidase 2
Exons: 3
Coding region: 61-1296 (411 amino acids)
Biological process (GO): unidimensional cell growth; response to light stimulus; flower development
Molecular function (GO): gibberellin 20-oxidase activity
Source: RefSeq, a predicted model, not a curated record
CGCAAACCACUUGCCUGGGCCAGGGACACGAGCGCGCUCUACCUAUUCCUCCUGAACAAAAUGCCAGAGAAUCCACAUCACAGCAGCCGCGGCACUGUCCACCCAGUUGGCAUGGAUGUUGCUCGUCGCGUACUCCGCCCCGUCCCUCCUGCCGACGCCGACGGCGACGCUGCCGUCAUCAGCCUCUGCUGGGGUCAGCCAAAGAUCCCGGACCCGUUCGUCUGGCCCCAGGCCGACGCGCUGGCCUCGUCGGAGAGGGAGCUGGACGCGCCCGUGGUCGACGUCGGGGCCGCCAUGCGCGGCGACGGCCCCGGGAUGCGCCGCGCCGCCGAGCAGGUCGCCGCGGCGUGCGCGAGCUACGGGCUCUUCCAGGUGACCGGGCACGGGCUGGACCCGGCGCUGGCGCGCGCCGCGCUCGACGGCGCCGCGGGCUUCUUCCGCCUGCCGCUCGCCACGAAGCAGCGCGCCCGCCGCGCCCCAGGGAACGUGACCGGCUACGCCGCCGCUCAUGUAGACCGCUUCACGGCCAACUUGCCCUGGAAGGAGACACUCUCCUUCGGCCACCGGACGUCCGGCGGCCGCGUCGUCGUCGACUACUUCGCCUCCGUCCUAGGCAGCGACUUCAAACCCUUAGGGACGGUGUACCAGGACUACUGCGAGGCGAUGGAGCAGGUGUCGCUGGCGAUAAUGGAGGUGAUCGGGGCGAGCCUGGGCGUGGGUCGGAGCUGCUACAGGGACUUCUUCGCCGACGGCGGCGCCAUCAUGCGGUGCAACUACUACCCGCCGUGCCCAGAGCCGGAGCGGACGCUGGGCACGGGCCCGCACUGCGACCCGUCGGCGCUCACCCUCCUGCUGCAGGACGGCGCCGUGGACGGGCUCCAGGUGCUCGUCGACGGCGAGUGGCGGCCCGUGCGGCCGAGGCCCGGCGCGCUCGUCGUCAACAUCGGGGACACGUUCAUGGCGCUGUCGAACGGGCGGUACCGGAGCUGCGUCCACCGCGCGGUGGUGCACCGGGAGCAGGAGCGACGGUCGCUGGCCUUCUUCCUCUGCCCGCGCGACGACCGCGUGGUGCGCCCGCCGCCGCGCCUCCUCGCCGCCCGCGACGACCAGGAGCAGCAGCCACGGCUGUACCCGGACUUCACGUGGGCCGACCUGGCGCGCUUCACGCAGCUCCACUACCGCGCCGACGCCCGCACGCUCGACGCCUUCGCGCGCUGGCUCGGCGCGGCCCCUACCUCCCGCGCCGCGGCGACGUCGGCAUCCCAGAGCCAGGACAAGGCGCAAGAGACAGCUUAGCUUACCCUUGGGCUUUUGGCUAGUGAAGUGCUGCUACUGGAUUUAGUGUGGUGGUAGCAUCUCUGUAUCAAUUGCUCUAGCCCGUUUAUUCGGAGCUAGCCCACGACAUAAUAAUUCAUCUACUAGAUGUGUAUGUGCAUCAUGCGUCUAUUUGCAUGUAAUCACUUUUCCUAAGUUAAAAGGCGUGUGUGUGAUGCUUAU